Amoebophrya sp. A25 is the source of this 3234-nucleotide messenger RNA. The record is from the annotation of a GenBank genome assembly. Lineage: Eukaryota; Dinophyceae; Syndiniales; Amoebophryaceae.
AAGCUACGAAAUUUGCGAAGCUAUUUGCGUAGUUUCAGUAAGCGUAGUUUCAGUUUUUUCGUUCGUUGUGAUUAGAAAAGUCCUAUUUAUUGAUCUGACGCUCUUUCAGAGUAAAUUAAUAUGGCUGUGGUCUCCGUCGUCGAAGAGCAAGAGGAUCGAAUUCCUCUGUUCAUAGCUCUCUCCUCGAUGCCCUCGUUGAGAAGAUACUGUGGAUGUGCCUGGCUCCAUUCUGUUCGCGGAUGCGAUUUUAGGAUCUCUUUCGCAGAUCGGAGCACAGAGCGGCAACUUAGCUAGGAAUUGUGUCCUAGCCAGUCGACGUAGGCCAGAGACUGUGCCAGGGGUCACGGUCGAGCAGCAAUGCGGGAGCAGUCAACAAGCAAUUCACUUUGCGGCCCAGGCAGUUCGCCCAGCAGCUCUCUCUUCAGGGAGUUUUUUACGGGUUUUUUAGUGGGGCAGUAUGUAGAGGCCACUCUGAGCGGAGGACUGUGCGUCCGCGUCGUAAGGUAAUAGACUAGAGAUGAUGAAUACAUGAUUUACAGAUUUUUCGUUCUAUCUAUCGACGUGAGUAACUGAAUUGUCCAUAGUUGCGAGUAUAACUAUUUGAGAUCCGCUUAUGAUGGCUAUUUCUCUCUCUAUAAUCCAGAAAAAAAGAGCACUUCGUGAUAGCUGGUGGUGUCGAAGUCAUGUCACAGAUACCUAUAGGUGCGAGCGUAAUGGACGGACGUAAAGCUGAAGAUCGUGGUGUCCCUAUUUUAAGAAAUAUAUGGAUCUUGAUGAUGAAAAUUGGCCUUGAUGAUGCAUUAGUAGUGCAAUUUAGUAUUUCAGUAUGUUGGUUCCAAGUUGUAUGACAGUCACGUGAUGGAAGACUUAGGAACCUUGUGGAAUAGAUUCAACUUGGCAUGAUAUUCACGUGUCCGUAUAUUGACACUCACGGGGUCACUCUUUUCUCCUUCUAAUCUUUUCCCACACCAUGUUGGAAAAGUACGGUCCGCGCAUGACUCAGGAAUACGAAGUGUUUGGGAUUAGACCAUCCUUGUUCUCCCAGUUCGCGGGUGCGGAAAUGCUUCCUCGCAAAUACAACCUGUCCAAGGACAUCCUAGACCGAUUUGCAGUGUUAUCGAACGAUCGCGCACUACGCAGUAUACGGGCAGGUCGCUUUGUGCGAGAGAUCGUGCCUGUCCACGUGAAGAAGAAGGAGCCUUCUAACAGCAAGAAGGGUGUUGAACAAGUUGGUUCUAGAAGUGCGUCGACAAAAGGACAAGUUGUGAAACAUGGAUCAGAACGAGGUGACUCAUCUGGGAAGCACAGAGAAAAUGAAAUGCAUACACAAGAAGAUCAGGGUGUACGUCAAGGAUUACAUGCCAAAGCGACUGCGGAUAUUAUAAGACUUUCCGCGUAUGCUUCUCCUUCAGUACCUCAGAUCUGUGACGGAGCAGGUGCAGUUCUCGUCACCAGCAGCGGAAUCGGAGUUAAAAUAGUUGUUGAGGAAAAAGAUCAACAUCAAGAAACAGGGAGCUUCUACAACGACCCAACUACCAGUACUGCUCCCACUUCUGGCGCAGCAAUUGAGAGUGCAAUUCCAAAUCUCCUACACCUGCGAGAAGUGCACCUCAAAGUUUUACGACUUCAGACGAAAAGAGUGGCCAGCAAAUCUACAUCUAGCUCGCGUUGUGUCGUUGGCUGUAGUAGGGCAUGAUCCACGGAUCUGUUUUUAGCUAAGGCUCCACUGGAAUGUAAUGAUGAUGGCUUCACAACUUUGGAUUGAACUAGUUGUAGAAAGAAACCAUAAACGCGCACGGUCAAACAUCAUCCCGAAAUUGAGUAGGUCUUAUACACAGUCAGCCGACUCCAAAGCACUUCUCGCUUCUUAGCCUCAUCUUUGCUCAAUGAUUGGAAACCUCCAAAUAUAGUUCUCAGAGGUUUAGAUUAUCUUUAUUUGGCAUCUCCGAUAUUGACCGGUACGAAGUAAACGAGGCUUUUGCUUCUGUCCCUCUGGCGUGGGCUGAAGCCCUAGGUGCCGACAUCACCAAGUUGAAUGUUUGGGGUGACGGGCAUCCUAUUUUAAGAGAAACUUUCUAUCAUGGUGUGUAGGACAAGGAUAAUGAGUCUUCUAUUCGGCUGCAGGAGUAGCCCUGAAAGCUGACAGCUUCAGGUAGUCAUUGCAAACGAACGUUCUCAACAUGAUAAUCUACAUCACCACCUUAUUUUUGACUCAACACCACUUUCUUACAAUUUUAGACGUAACUCAUCCUUCCUUCAUAAGUUUCGGUGCCACCGGAGCCAAGCUAAUGACGACGCUGUUAUAUGAGAACUAGAGCGAUGUCAGGGUCGCUACGGUUUACUCGCCAUCUGCGAAGGAGGUGGCACUGCAAAUUGCACGAUCAUGGAAAACAUGCUAGCACGGGAUCGUAGGAAUAGCGUGAGUCCGGAAGUAACUGAUGUCGAUCUGUAUACGAGUACAGGGGCCAGUAGUCCCUCUAUGGCGCGUGCUCGACAGGUUGGAUCAGCAAGGCAGAACUAUCGCUUUAGAGAGUAGCAACUACUACAAGCACUAGAUGGAACGACAACUAGUAAAUUGUGAGGAACACCAUCUUCAGAAACACAGCACUGAUUUUUAUUGGGAUUUGUGGAUGUUUUUCAUCUCUGUGGGUGUAUGAACUUUGGGAGGUGCAACCAGCGAGUUACGAGUGUGCGGGUGCUGUUUGUUUUGUAGUUGAUUUUUUGAUGCGGAGUUAAGUAUUUUAAUGUUCUUGAUUAUCGGUAUCAAUUUUUAUCAGUCUUUUCGGGUUCGGAAAGAUGUGCACUGCAAAAAAUGAUUUACGAAUAGAUUCCAAGACGACAAGAUAAGUACAUGAAUAUCCCCAACAGCAAAAUAGCCUCGCUUCUCAGUGGUCCACCAUAUUUCAACAGGAGUCACCACCUACAUGUUUGACGCAACGGCACUCAAUGAAAGACAAGGGUAUUUCUCUUCCAGCACUCUUUCUAAGCGGUCAAAAGAGAGAAAUUGCGUGGCCCAAUCGUAGGGUGUGAGUAUGCCUAAUUUGCUAAAAUUGAAUUCUCAAAUCCUCAGCCAGCACUCUUUUUUAGAGGUCGGAAUUGCAAAAUUGACCUGCCCAAUAUGAGGAUGAGGGUAUGCCCAAUUUGCGCGAAUUUAAUAGCCUAUUCGUCUUUCAGCACUCUUUUGGGCGCUCGAAGGAGCAAAAUUAAGAGACGACGAAGGAAUAUCUAAGACAG